This is a messenger RNA of Schistosoma mattheei, 1128 nucleotides long. Lineage: Eukaryota; Metazoa; Platyhelminthes; Trematoda; Strigeidida; Schistosomatidae. The record is from the annotation of a GenBank genome assembly.
AUGAACCAAUAUAUUCAGAUUAUUUUCAAAAAAUGUGAACAAUUAAUCCGUUUCCGAAUGUUAUCAUCGUCAUCAAUUGUAUAUUCAUCAUCGUCAGUUCCUCCACAUAUUCCAAUUAUGAAAUCAGAAAUUGUAAAAUAUACCCAACCGAAACCAGGUCAAGUUUAUUUAGAUAUGACUUUUGGCACAGGAGGUCAUGCAAAUGAAAUAUUGAAAUAUGCUGCCGAUAAUUUAACUUGUUACUUUCUAGACCGUGAUCCAACAAGUUUCUCAUUUAUGGAAUCACUUCGUACAAAUUAUAGCUCAUCCAAUCAUAAAAUACAUCCACUUAUUGGACGAUUUAGUGAUCUUCCUCAAUUAUUAAGUGGCUAUGAUCUGAAAUAUCAAUCAGUUGAUUUAAUUCUUAUGGAUUUGGGUGUAAGUUCACCACAAUUAGACAAUGAAUCUCGUGGAUUUGGUUUUAAACAUAAUGCUCCGUUAGAUAUGCGUAUGAAUCAAAGUCGAAAUGUACAAAAAGAUACACCAACUGCAGCUGAUGUUAUUAAUACAUUGAAUGCUGACGAACUGUCGAAUAUAUUCAGCAUUUAUGGUGAAGAACGUUUUUCCAGGCGUAUCGCAAACGCUAUUGUUGAUUAUAGAAAUGAUGCUGGUUCAAUUCAAACAACAAAACAGUUAGCUGAUUUAAUUCAUUCUGUUGUACCAGUGAAUAGAGAAGAUAGGGGCUCAAUUCAUCCAGCUACACGUAUAUUCCAAGCAUUACGUAUUUUCAUUAAUGACGAACUAAACGAAUUAUGCAUCGGUCUAGAAUUAGCUGAAUUUUUAUUAAAACCCGGUGGUUAUUUAGUUGUUCUAUCAUUUCAUUCAUUAGAAGAUCGUUUAAUCAAAUGGGCAUUCCAUUAUGAUUGUAAACAUCUAUCUUUAUCAAAAUAUUUAUCACAACGAAGUCUGAAUUUUCAGUGUACUAAUAAAAGAAAAGAAUAUGAAAAUGAUGAAAUAUCAGACGGAUCUCUGGGACAGAUGAAAUCGAAAUGGAAUUGUGUUAUUGGACCUAUAACUCCUUCCGAUUCGGAGAUAGAUUCUAAUCCAAGAAGUCGUUCAGCCAAAUUACGUAUAGCGAAAAGAGCAUAA